AUGCUUCGUCGUGCUGCAAACGGUGCUCAACUUCUUCGUCACGUUGUUCUUUUUAAAUUCCACGAUACAGCUAGUCAAACAGAUAUUACUAAAAUCGAACGUGAAUUCCGCGCAUUAGCAACAACGAAAGUUCCCCAAGUUCGUGCAUUUGAAAGUGGAACACAUAUUGGAAAAGAAAAUUUAAAUCAAGGAUUUACUCAUGGAUUUCUCUUAAGUUUCGAUAAUGAACAAGAUCGGGACACGUAUAUGGCUCAUGAUGAUCAUAAAGCAUUUGUUAAACUUCAACAAGGAAUAGUUGAAAAGAAGAUUGUGAUGGCAUUUUGGGGCAAAUAG
Molecule: messenger RNA, 333 nt
Organism: Adineta ricciae
Lineage: Eukaryota; Metazoa; Rotifera; Eurotatoria; Adinetida; Adinetidae
Source: the annotation of a GenBank genome assembly